Cutaneotrichosporon oleaginosum is the source of this 2670-nucleotide messenger RNA. RefSeq lists its product as uncharacterized. Gene Ontology annotation, cellular component: cytoplasm; cytosol. Gene Ontology annotation, biological process: L-histidine biosynthetic process. The record is from RefSeq and is a predicted model, not a curated record. Lineage: Eukaryota; Fungi; Basidiomycota; Tremellomycetes; Trichosporonales; Trichosporonaceae. Gene Ontology annotation, molecular function: metal ion binding; NAD binding; histidinol dehydrogenase activity.
UACUGACUGCGGUGGCGGCUUCUGACUUUUUCCAUCAACUCGUCACCAUCUCUCAUCUCAUCCACACCAUGCCAGCGGCAGUCUUUCUUCCGCUAGUCGACCCCACAGCGGCCGCGCUUAUCCCGGCCCUCGCUCUCAUCGGUCCCCUCCUCGUUCCCGCCGGCCUCCUCUCCGCAGUCCGCCCCUCCAUCCCCCCGACAGGCAGCUACAUUGUCGACGCGACGGGCUCGUCCAAUGACCUCGUCGCCAUUCUUAACGACGGCGCCCAAGCUGUUGUAGUCUCAGCCGCCCAACUCGAGACUCUUGAUGUCCCGCGUGAGCGCAUCAUCGUGUCCAUCGCCGAAAAUGAGGUUGCCGCCGCCGCCUCACUCUCCCACAAGGCGGCCGGUGUUCUCAUCACCAGCGCCGAAGGCACCCACACUGCCAAGUCUUUGGGUCUCCAGAACACGGACGUGUAUCUCCAGCUCAAGACGCUGCCCGCCGCCGACGCGCUUGUCGAGUCGGUUCGCACCUCUCUCCCCUCCACACUUGUCAUCCCCACCGCGUCCCUCACCACCGGCGUGACAACCAGCACCCACCUUUCCAUUGCAGACGCCUUCCUUGCUCCUGUGGUGUCGGAUCGCCCAGAUGGGCUGUUCCCAACCAUUGUGAGCAGCUCGACCCACUCUUCGCGCCCCCUCGGAAUGGUUUACUCGUCGCGCGAGAGCGUCGCCGAAGCGAUCAAGUCCCAGAAGGGCGUCUACCAGUCGCGCAAGCACGGGCUAUGGCGCAAGGGCGAGACGUCGGGCUCGGUUCAGGAUCUCGUUGCGAUUCAGCUCGACUGCGACACGGACAGCCUCGUCUUCGAGGUUGUGCAGCACGGCACGGGAUUCUGCCACCUCGGCACCCCGACAUGUUUUGGCUCGUUCACCGGCCUCGCGCGCCUUGAGGACACGCUCAAGAGCCGUCUCCAGAGCGCUCCCGAGGGCUCAUACACCCAGCGCCUGUUCACCGACGAGAAGCUUCUUCGUGCCAAGAUUAUGGAAGAGGCCGAAGAGCUCUGCGACGCCCAAACCAAGGAGGAGGUGGCGUUCGAGGCUGCCGACCUCUUCUACUUCGCGCUCACGCGUGCGGUGAGCAAGGGUGUGUCUCUUAAGGACAUUGAGCUCGCGCUCGAUGCAAAGGGAAAAAAGGUCACCAGGAGGAAAGGUGAUGCUAAGCCCAAGUGGGAGGAGAAGGUUGCGUCGCCUGCCGCGCCAGCACCAGCGGCUCCCGCUCCCUCGGCCACAGCAUCAGGCUCCAUCCGCAUGCGCACCACCAAGCUUUCGGAGGUGCCUCAGAAUGAGCGCCCCGCGUUGCUCAAGCGCCCUGUACUCAACUCGCUUGCCAUGAUCGACAAGGUCAAGCCUAUCGUUGAGCGCGUGCGCAAUGAGGGCGACGCUGGCCUCAAGGCUAUGACCAAGCAGUUUGACAAGGCUGAGCUUUCGUCAAACGUGCAGCGAGCGCCGUUCCCGACACCUGGUGAGGAUGUUCUCCCCAAGGUCGUCCGUGAUGCCAUCGAUCAGGCGUACGCGAACGUCAAGGCGUUCCACGCCGCACAGGUCGACCCUGCGCCGCUGCGCGUAGAGACAAUGCCGGGCGUCGUGUGCUCGCGUUUCGCCCGCCCCAUUCAGCGUGUCGGCAUCUACGUUCCAGGCGGUACUGCAAUCCUCCCCUCCACCGCCAUCAUGCUCGGCGUGCCCGCCCAGGUGGCAGGGUGCAAGGAGAUUGUCCUCGCAACCCCUCCCCGCCCCGACGGCUCCAUUUCCCCCGAGGUGCUGUACGUCGCUCAGCUCACCGGCGUCACCACCAUUCUGAAGGCGGGUGGCGCGCAGGCUGUCGCCGCUCUCGCGUACGGCACGGCCGAGGUGCCCAAGGUUGACAAGAUCUUCGGCCCCGGCAACCAGUGGGUGACUGCGGCCAAGAUGCUCGUGCAGAACGACACAGAUGCGCUCGUGUCGAUCGACAUGCCCGCCGGCCCGUCCGAGGUGCUCGUGAUUGCCGACGCCACCGCCAACCCGGUCUUCGUGGCCUCUGACCUUCUCUCGCAGGCGGAGCACGGCGUCGACUCCCAGGUCGUCCUCGUCGGCAUCAGCCUGACGCCUGACCACCUGUCGGCCAUCGAGGCCGAGGUCGAGCGGCAGGCGCUUGCGCUGCCGCGCGUCGAGAUUGCGCGCGUCGCCAUCUCCAAGUCGCUCAUCGUCCUCGCCGACUCGCUCGCCGAGGGCAUGGCUUUCUCGAACGAGUACGCGCCGGAGCACUUGAUUCUGCACCUUGCGGACGCGCCGGGCGCUGUCGCAACUGUCGAGAACGCUGGCUCCGUAUUCGUGGGGGCCUUCUCGCCAGAGUCUUGCGGCGACUACGCCAGCGGCACCAACCACACCCUCCCGACCAACGGUUACGCUCGCCAGUUCUCGGGCGUCAACACCCUCGCGUUCCAGAAGCACAUCACGUCGCAGGAGAUUACAAAGGAGGGCCUCAGCGUCCUCGGGCCCGUGGUCGUCACCCUCGCAGAGCGCGAGGGUCUCGAGGCCCACGCUAACGCAGUUCGCGUGCGUCUCCACGAGCUGAACAAGUAGUAUACUAGACAUGGCAUGGAUCCGGAUCGCAUCGACGCGUCUCAUUAUGCAGUGUGUUGUGGCGCACGUCUCA